GUCAAAGUGGUAGCGCACGCGCAGAAGUACCAGCCACCGGAAGUGAUUGUGCCCCUACCCAAGCCUUGGGUUUAGUACGCUUGCGCAGCAGUCUCUCCCGUCGAUCGUAUUGUGCAAAUGGUGGAGAAGAAAACUUCGGUCCGUUCCCAGGACCCUGGGCAGCGGCGGGUGCUGGACCGGGCCGCCCGGCAGCGUCGCAUCAACCGGCAGCUGGAGGCCCUGGAGAAUGACAACUUCCAGGAUGAUCCCCACGCAGGACUCCCUCAGCUCGGCAAGAGGCUGCCUCAGUUCGAUGACGAUGCGGACACCGGAAAGAAAAAGAAGAAAACUCGAGGUGAUCAUUUUAAACUUCGCUUCCGAAAAAACUUUCAGGCCCUGCUGGAGGAGCAGAACUUGAGUGUGGCCGAGGGCCCCAACUACCUGACAGCCUGUGCGGGGCCCCCCUCGCGGCCCCAGCGCCCCUUCUGUGCUGUGUGCGGCUUCCCCUCCCCCUACACCUGUGUCAGCUGUGGUGCCCGGUACUGUACUGUGCGCUGUCUGGGGACCCACCAGGAGACCAGGUGUCUGAAGUGGACCGUGUGAGCCUGGGCAUUCCCAGAGAGGAAGGGCCGCUGUGCAUUGCCCAAUGGAGGGGGCUCUCCCCGGACCAAGAGAGGAGCCACUCAUUCACCCAACAAAACUGUGUCUUACCUGCUAGGAAAGACCAGUCUCACUCCAGGAACCGUCUGCCAGGUGGGCGGGGCCCGCCCAGUGCUGUUAGAAUAAAAAGCCUCGUGCCGAGA
This is a messenger RNA of Callithrix jacchus (white-tufted-ear marmoset), 782 nucleotides long. It is a transcript of the gene ZNHIT1, whose product is annotated as zinc finger HIT-type containing 1. The record is from RefSeq and is a predicted model, not a curated record. NCBI's taxonomy places the organism in Eukaryota, Metazoa, Chordata, Mammalia, Primates, Cebidae. Gene Ontology annotation, biological process: chromatin remodeling.